Messenger RNA from Gadus chalcogrammus (walleye pollock), 2661 nucleotides. RefSeq names its product kelch repeat and BTB domain containing 13a (gene kbtbd13a). Bases 160 to 1707 code for a protein of 515 amino acids. The transcript has a single exon. The record is from RefSeq and is a predicted model, not a curated record. Lineage: Eukaryota; Metazoa; Chordata; Actinopteri; Gadiformes; Gadidae. Gene Ontology annotation, molecular function: protein binding.
UGUGUGUUUGGAUGAACAAAUGCAAACAGAGUCCGCAUCGUCCAGUGCAUCUGCCCUGGAUCGAGCCCGCCUCACAGCUGCUACCCGAUAGCGCCCCCAUGCAGGGUAUCCGUUCUACCAAGGCGAUGCGUGUGUUCCUGUGUCUCCCGUAGGCAGCUCAUGUCCCGGUCGGCGAUGAAGAUCCCCGCCGGUGAGGAGACGGAAGCGGGCAGCUGCCUCCGUCCGGGGGGCGGGAGCCCGGAGCCGCAGCUGUGGAAUCAAGGCUCGCAGGGGCGCGGCGACAGCCUGGCGGUGACGGUGGGCGGCCGGGUGUUCGUGGUGGACAAAGCCCUCCUCAUGGACCACUGCGAGUACUUCCAGGCGCUGUACCAGUCGGGCAUGAGGGAGUGCCUGCAGACGGAGCUCCACCUGCGGGGGCUGGGCGCGGCCGGCUUCGUGGCCAUGCUGGGCGUUCUCCACGGCGAGCGGCCCGCGCUGGGCGCCAACGAGCUGGUGGAGGCCAUCGAGGUGGCCGCCUUCCUCCAGGUGCGCGCCCUCACCGGCUACCUGGUGGACCUGAUCGACUCCGACAACUGCCUGCUCAUGUGCCACACGGCCUUCGGCUACGGCGUGCGGGAGCUGGCCCACCGCGCCGCCCUGUUCAUCCGGGACAUGCGCUCCGAGCUGAGGGAGGAGCUGUGGUCGCUGCCCGCCGAGCUGGUGGAGUACAUCGACUCGCUGGCGCCCUGCAACUACAUGGCGGUGUGCAGCCACGCGCCGUCCCCGGAGCUGCUGCAGGACAUCCAGAGGACGGUGUGCUACCUGGACGAGGACAGCCGGGACUGGAGGGUGCUCACCCACCUGCCCAAGGAGAGCAGCACCACCCAGGCCGGGCUGGCCGUCCUCGACAACAAGCUGUACAUCGUCGGCGGGGUCCACGACGUCAGCAAGAAGGUGAUGGACUGUGGGUUCUGCUACAGCCCCGUCACCGACACCUGGUCCACCGUGCCAAGCCCCAAGCAGCCCCGCUACAACUUCACCCUCAUUGGCCACGAGGGCUGUCUGUACGCGGUGGGCGGGGAGUACAACCGGAAGGCCAUCUCAUCCGUGGAGAAGUUCAAGGUGUCCCACGGGGCCUGGAGCUUCGCCUCUCAGCUGCCCUGCCCCGCGGCGUCUGUGGCCUCGGCCAAAGCCAGGAGCCGGAUCUUCGUGUGCCUCUGGAAGGCCAAGGGCGCCACGGAUAUCCACGAGUACGUGCCCCAGGAGGACCGCUGGCUGCUUGUCACCACGCUGGUCAGGAAGCAGAGCUACGGCCUGUGCAUGGUGGCGCACCGGGACAACCUGUACGUGAUGCGCAACGGGCCGUGCGACGACUUCCUGAUGUGCGUGAUGGAUCAGUACAACCUGACGUCGGGCCAGUGGAGCGCGGUGAAGGGACAGUACGGCAACAGCAAAGGGUCACUGUUAACGGCCACCGUGAGGGGGGAUUCCGUGUUCACGCUGAACCGAACGGUGACCACAGAGUACGCCAUAGAGGACUCCCGCUGGAGAACCAAGAGGGACAUGAAGGGCUUCGGCAGGAUCGGAUCCAUCUAUACGUUUCUCUUGAGGAUCCCUAAAGACGCCGCGCAGCUCAAAGAGAGUUCGAGAGCUGACAGUCCCGGUCAACAUUAUGGACUCCUCGUCAGGGACCCGAGUUCAUCAGCUCGAUGUCUGAACGAUCGGUAGAUCUGUUCAACCAGUUGAGUUGGUUUGUGGUGAUGAAUUAACUAUUUACUACUUUUUAUUGUUUAGUCAUUUAGCAGGCUUUCUUUAUUUCCAUGUGACCCACGCAUUGCAUUUAGGAGCCUGUAGGGGAGAGAUUAAGGGUAUACUUUGUACAAUAGGCUUCAUCAUUUUGAUACGUUUAUUUUUAGAUCAAUAGACCAGCAGCUGCUGCAUUUUUUUUUUUUUCUCUUUGCUGCUGUUGUCAUCACUGUAGUGCUCACGGGCAGUUUGUAUUCUUUGCAGUAUUCUGUUCAAGGAGGAAAGUAUUCAAAAACAACAAGUUUAUGAAGUAAACAACAGCACAGUUUAUUAUGGGACUUAUAAAAUAUUCUAAUGAGUAUUAAUUUAUUGAAUUGUAUGGGGUAACUAUUUAUUGAUAUUGUCAAAUCAAAUACAAAAACACCACUUGUAAAAAAAAAAACACCAUGCAUGCAUCACAAAUCCAGAUAAAUUAAAUACAGAAUUCCACUUACAGCAACAUAAUGAAACACAUUUUAUAUACAAGUCAAUACAACACCUGUGGCAGCGUGGACAACCCAAUGGCAUCACAUUUCUGAGGGGGUUUCCCAGAACAUUAAACACGUGCUCUUUCUUACCGAAGGCCACUGUAUCUGCACCCUUGGUCCAGUCUGACCAUUGGGCUGACUAACAGAAGCUACUUCCUUCCAUGUCAAUAAAAGACAAGAUAACUGUGUGUGUGUGGAUUAUGGCUGGUUUGAUCAGCCUCACCCGGCCCGAGUCAGACUGAUUGGACUGAGGCUGCAACCAGCCAUCUCGACACACACUGGGGUGUGGAGAUGUUAACCAUCAAACAUUUUCAAUAAACCAGCUUUCUAACACCACUACCCUGCGUCCUUUAAAUUGAGGAUCCCAAAUGAAGUCACCUAAGUGGCGUGCAGUAACAGACUUUGCUAC